Messenger RNA from Biomphalaria glabrata, 2888 nucleotides. RefSeq lists its product as uncharacterized. The record is from RefSeq and is a predicted model, not a curated record. The transcript is spliced from 8 exons. Bases 63 to 1133 code for a protein of 356 amino acids. Lineage: Eukaryota; Metazoa; Mollusca; Gastropoda; Planorbidae.
UCUGAACUAGACCAUAAUGUUGGACUUCUCUACACGUAGAUCUACAGGAAACCACAUUGACAAUGAUCUGUUUCUUGUGGUGUUCAGUAGACUCUAUUCAUACUGUAGUCUACUUAAUUACAAUAUCACGAUUAGGGGCGACACUGUAUUUUGACAUUAGUGACAAGUCUAAAUCGAAGGUGUGCAGUACGGGUCUCUUGGAAAAACAAGAUAUCAUUCAUGUACAGAUCUUCGUUCCCAGCGUUACAGUAGACGCGACCAAUGAAACCAUAUUUACACUGAGCGCAGUCAAUAGAAAGAACAGUACAGUCACUAAGAAGUUGUGUGAGAUCCUGUUUAGGUCAACAUGUACUGCCAACAGCCAAGCCAACUGCUCCUGUGAGUACAACGAUAACCAAGGCUACCUGUUCCAGUUUAAGGACACGGCACAAUCAUUUUACAACAAAGUCAACUUCGCUGUGAACGGCAUGGAGAAUACAUCGUUCAAGCUUCCCAGAGUUUACAGUCGAGAGAUUGUGGUCUUAAAGCUCAAUAUGAACAGAGUGCCAUUGAUCUCAAACUGCUUCGUUCAGAGCCCACCAAAAAGCCCCGUAUUUGUGCACUUGUGUACCGCCGGUCUGAACAACCCAGAACUUCUGGUUUCGUACCAAGGGAUCAAUGAGACCAGAGUGUCCAAGAACUGUAUUCUAGUUGCUUAUUGUGUGUCAGAGGAGCAGAGUACCAUCUACAUCAUGUACCAAGACCAAUGUCAACGCAAUGUUGAAAUAAGUUGCUUGGUGAGAGGUAGCGAUCCCAAGAAGGAAGUGACUUCAGUACCACCAGAGGACAGCAAUCAAAAUGGGUCAAUGAUUGUGGUGCCACUCAUUGCGGCUCUUCUCCUGACCGUGUUGGCUUUCGUCUUGAUCUACUACAUUUACCCAAUGUCGAAGAAAAAAGAUAAACUACAAUCUGACGAUGACUACUUGUCAGUUCCGCCUCCAACACAACUGAUAUCUACAUCGGUGGAUCCGACCCCGGCACCAUCUCCUCUAAAGAGACUCACGCUUAGAUUAUCGGUCAAAACGACUUCGUCAGAUAACAACGCAUCCAAGCUAAAGAAAGACAGUGUGACUCCAAAUGGGACCGCUGUGUAGACGUUUGGUGGCUGGACAGCUGGACAGCUACUCUCAACUCCUUAAUCAGAGGCUACAAUUUUUACAAAGCUUAUAUCACUCUGUCUGUCUGGAAACAAAGUGUGUACACGUUAUUUCUCCCACACCCAAUCUCGGAUCAAGCUGAAAGUUUGAACAUUUAUUUCCUGUACCUGAAAAAACAAAUAAUCAAUUAAAAAAAAAUAACCAAUUAGUUAAUUAAUUAUUAAUAAUUAAUAGGCUUAAUUGGUAUCGAACAGUGGAAAUAAAUACUACUUGACAGAUGUAGUGGUAUAAGUUGAGUUAGUCCCCUUUAUACUUUGUCUAAAGAUUUAGGGUGUCACUUAAAAGUUUGAGUUAACGAUGGAUAGCUAUGAAACCUACUUUUUUCAUAAGCACUUCGCUGGCACGGUGGUUAGUGUGUUGGGUUGAGGAGACUUGAACCCUUGGGUUCGAAUUUAAGUCGAAAAAGUUUGUGUAAAAAUACAUUUAAAAAUCUUUCAUACAGAUAGCCUCUUCUAUCCUCUUCCCUAUCUCAACUGGUCCAGACAAGUGCUUCCCUAUCUCAACUGGUCCAGACAAGUGCUUCCCUAUCUCAACUGGUCCAGACAAGUGCUUCCCUAUCUCAACUGGUCCAGACAAGUGCUUCCCUAUCUCAACUGGUCCAGACAAGUGCUUCCCUAUCUCAACUGGUCCAGACAAGUGCUUCCCUAUCUCAACUGGUCCAGACAAGUGCUUCCCUAUCUCAACUGGUCCAGACAAGUGCUUCCCUAUCUCAACUGGUCCAGACAAGUGCUAGGAUCAUAGCGUAAUGAGAAAAACUAAACGCAUACAUGUACGCUAAACAAAAACAAUUGGUACAAAUAUUUCUAAUCGACCAAAUUUAUUAUUGUUAGUAUAGAUCUAUUACAAAUUCAGUUACAUGACUGAUCCAAACUAAUUUAUACAAGUAUGCUUAAUAUAAGCUAUGUUUGAUUGUUAAAGCAUUUUAUAUAUUUUUUGUUGUGAAUUCUUUAAAAGACUUUGAAAGGGAACAGACGAUAAUUAUGUUGAAAUUGAUGAACAUUAAAAAAAAUUUUUGAACCUUAUAAAACCAUUUUAAAAUCUUUUUGAUGCCUUAAAAAUACCAUUUGAAAAUGUAAUUGGUUCUUUGGAUGCCCGGAAACAAAUUUUAGAACAUGUUUGUUUUAAGUGUCCUCUAAGUGCAUACCAUUUGAUGUCAUGCAAAAAAAGUAUUUGAAUAUUAUUUUAAUAUCCUAUACAUUCACUGGAAUAUUUGUUAUUGCCCUAUUAGUUCUAUUUAUUUUAUAUGUUUUUGGUGUCUCAUAAAAACCAUAUUAAAAUUGAUAGCCCUUGAGAACUAUUGGUAUGCUAUUGGUGUGCUCUAUGUACCAUGGUAAAUAUGAUUUUGGUGUCCUAUAAAUAAAUGAUUUUGGUGUCCUAUAAAAAAAAAUGAUUUAGGUGUCCUAUAAAUAAAUGAUUUUGGUGUCCUAUAAAAAAAUGAUUUUGGUGUCCUAUAAAUAAAUGAUUUUGGUGUCCUAUAAAUAAAUGAUUUUGGUGUCCUAUAAAUAAAUGAUUUAGGUGUCCUAUAAAAAAAAUGAUUUUGGUGUCCUAUAAAUAAAUGAUUUUGGUGUCCUAUGAAUAAUUUGCUUAAAUAUUCUGUGCAGUCAAUGUGCAUCUAAAAAUAUUGAGCCCUCCACUCCUUUAUUUGUGUCGAAAAGUGGAGCCGGUAAUUAAACUUUUUAAAAUGAUAGUCUA